This is a messenger RNA of Papaver somniferum (opium poppy), 2004 nucleotides long. Its product is annotated as calcium-dependent protein kinase 1-like. Gene Ontology annotation, cellular component: cytoplasm; nucleus. The coding region runs from base 79 to 1692 and encodes 537 amino acids. Gene Ontology annotation, molecular function: calcium/calmodulin-dependent protein kinase activity; ATP binding; calcium-dependent protein serine/threonine kinase activity. Gene Ontology annotation, biological process: protein autophosphorylation; intracellular signal transduction; peptidyl-serine phosphorylation. Lineage: Eukaryota; Viridiplantae; Streptophyta; Magnoliopsida; Ranunculales; Papaveraceae. The transcript is spliced from 8 exons. The record is from RefSeq and is a predicted model, not a curated record.
UCUCUUCUUCACUUCUCCUCUUUCUCUCCCAGUCACUCACUCACUCUUUCUCCACCGCCAUCACCACCGCCGUCUGAAAUGGGGAACUGCAACGGAGCACCUGGAAACCACCCUCCGAAUCAAAACCCAGGAGGAGUACUCGAUCUUAACGUCCGCCCAUCUAAUCACACACCACCACCAAAAUCAGCUGCUGCACCAGAUCAGCACCACCACCAUCCACCACCACAACAAAAUCACCGAUCACCAUUAACAAUCAACACAAGACAAGGAGGAGGAGUUGGAGCCGGCACCGGUCGAAUCCUCGGCCGUAAAAUGUCAGAUGUAAGAUCUGAUUACAUAUUCGGACCUGAACUCGGCCGUGGGCAAUUCGGCAUCACAUACUUAGUCACCCACAAAGAAACACAAGAGAAAUACGCUUGUAAAUCAAUAGCUACAAGGAAAUUGAUCAAUAAAGACGAUAUCGAAGAUGUUCGAAGAGAAGUGCAGAUAAUGCAUCAUUUGACUGGACAUAGGAAUGUGGUUGAAUUGAAAUGUGUUUAUGAAGAUCGUGUGAGUGUGAAUUUGGUGAUGGAGUUGUGUGGUGGUGGUGAAUUGUUUGAUAGGAUUAUUGCUAAAGGACAUUAUUCGGAACGGGCUGCUGCUGAUUUGUGUAGGCAGAUGAUUACAGUUGUGAGUUUUUGUCAUUCGCUUGGUGUUAUGCAUAGAGAUCUUAAGCCUGAGAAUUUCUUGUUUUUGAGUGAUAGUGAAGAUUCUCCACUCAAAACUACUGAUUUUGGGUUGUCAGUUUUCUUCAAACCAGGGGAAGUGUUUAAAGACCUUGUUGGUAGUGCAUACUACGUGGCUCCUGAAGUACUGAGACGACAUUACGGGGCAGAGGCUGAUAUUUGGAGUGUUGGUGUGAUACUAUACAUUCUUCUAAGUGGAGUCCCACCCUUCUGGGGAGAGAAUGAACAGGGUAUCUUUGAUGCUGUUUUACGAGGGCAUAUUGAUUUUGUUUCUGAGCCCUGGCCUUCCAUUUCCGGCAGUGCCAAGGAACUUGUAAAGAAGAUGCUACGUACUGAUCCUAGAGAACGAAUUUCGGCUGUUGAUGUCCUAAAUCAUCCAUGGGUGAGGGUAGACGGUGAGGCUUCAGACAAGCCAAUUGAUAUUGCCGUCCUAAGUAGAAUGAAGCAGUUCCGCGCAAUGAACAAGCUAAAGAAAGUUGCUCUUAAGGUAAUUGCAGAAAAUCUCUCUGAAGAAGAGAUCAUGGGGUUAAAGGAGAUGUUUAAAUCCAUGGACACUGAUAACAGUGGAACUAUCACAUAUGAAGAGCUGAAGGCUGGUCUUCCAAAACUGGGAACCAGGCUUUCUGAAUCUGAAGUUCGGCAGUUGAUGGAGGCGGCUGAUGUUGAUGGGAAUGGAACCAUUGACUAUAUAGAGUUCAUAACGGCUACGAUGCACAUGAAUAGAAUGGAGAAAGAAGAACACCUGUACACCGCUUUUGAAUUUUUUGAUGAGGACAAGAGCGGGUACAUCACAAUGGAGGAACUGGAACAAGGUCUAGCAAAAUUCAAUAUGGGCGACAAGAAAACUAUAAAAGAGAUCAUUGCAGAAGUCGACACAGAUAAUGAUGGAAGAAUAAACUACGAAGAAUUUGUAGCCAUGAUGAGAAAAGGCAAUCCUGAUUUGGUCACCAACAGAAGACGCAAAUGAGGCAAUGAUGUCUCCUGUUGAUUCAACUUUAUUAGUUCCCUGUGCUGUCAAGUGUUGUUUAAUUUCGGCUCGAGUUUACGCGUUUUGAUUGUCUAUUAUUCCAUCCUGUUUUAGUAUAUCUAUAAAUUGCAGUCACCAUUUAUUACAGGUGACAUAUGUGAUUAAACACAAUUUUGCUUGUGUAGUCUUGAGUCUUGUUACAGUUAUGUAAAAAGCUGUGAUUAAAUUGUGAUUGUUCAUCGCAACAUCUGUUGUGUGCAUAAUUAUUCUGUAAGUUCUGUUAUCGAGUAUAACUUUGAUAUGCUUUUGCUC